Messenger RNA from Acytostelium subglobosum LB1, 4020 nucleotides. RefSeq lists its product as hypothetical. NCBI's taxonomy places the organism in Eukaryota, Evosea, Eumycetozoa, Acytosteliales, Acytosteliaceae. Bases 1 to 4020 code for a protein of 1339 amino acids. The record is from RefSeq and is a predicted model, not a curated record. Gene Ontology annotation, biological process: transmembrane transport. The transcript has 4 exons. Gene Ontology annotation, cellular component: membrane. Gene Ontology annotation, molecular function: ATP hydrolysis activity; ATP binding; ABC-type transporter activity.
AUGACAUGGGACUGGGCAAACAGUUUCGUUUGGUUCUGUUAUAGGAAUGUAUUGGAACAUCGUCAUAUCUGGAACUUGGCCUCAUUCGAUACGGCCGACUACUUAACCAAGAAGCUUGGUGAACAAUGGGAGAAGGAGAAGGUCAAGCCAAAACCAUCAUAUCAAUCUGCAGCAAUUCGUGCGUUUGGACCUUACUUCACAGUGAGUUGGAUAUUCUAUGCUAUUUAUGCUGCGUCGCAGUUUGUUGGACCUGAGCUGUUGAAGCGUAUGGUCAACUUUGUCGUUGAAUCACGUGUUGGUAAGCCUGGACUCGAUCCAAACAUGGGCUACUAUUACUCCAUCUCAAUGUUUGGAGCUGCCAUGAUUGGUUCAUUCUGUUUAUAUCAAGCCAACAUGAUAUCUGCAAGAGUUGGAGACUAUAUGAGAUCUGUUAUCGUCUGUGAUGUAUAUAAGAAGUCGUUGAAGCUGAGUAACUCAUCUCGUGCCAAGACGUCACCAGGCCAGAUCGUCAAUCUGAUGAGUAACGAUGCUCAGAGAAUGACUGAGGUGUUCCUGCUGAUCAACAAUGGUGUGUUUGCACCGUUCCAGAUCAUUGCCUGUGUCAUCCUGCUCUACUUCUCUAUUGGUUGGCCGACAUUCAUUGGCUUUGCCUUCAUGAUCAUCACCUUCCCACUCAAUGGUAUUGCCGCCAAGCGAUUGGUUGGUAUUCGUCGUGCACUGGUCAGAUACACAGACGGUCGUGUCAAGGCCACCAACGAGAUCCUUCAAGCGAUCAAAGUGAUCAAGCUCUAUGCCUGGGAGGACAGCUUUGCCAAGCGUGUCAUGGACCGACGUGCCGCUGAGGUCGCCAAGUUGUUAUCAUUCUCUCACAUUAGAGCUGGACUGAUCUUCUUCGUCUCAUCACUCCCAACAAUUGUAUCUAUUCUUGUCUUCACGACAUACUUCAAGACCAAGGACUCGACAAAUGCUGGUGAUAUCUUUGCCGCAGUGGCAUACAUCAACAUCUUGCGUAUGCCCCUGGCAUUCCUUCCAAUCAUCGUCGCCUUUGGUGUCCAGCUUCAGAUCGCCGCGCAGAGAGUAACCGAAUUCCUGCUGCUCCCAGAGAUGGAGGAGAAUGUUCAAUCAGAUGCUAACGAUGGCAAGCCCAAUGGUGUUCACUUGGAGGGCGCCAGCUUCUCCUGGAACAACGAAAAGGAGGAGUCAUUCAAACUUCACAACAUCAACCUCAGUGUCUCGGGCAAGAGCUUGACCGUCGUGGUCGGCUCAGUCGGCAGUGGCAAGUCCUCACUCAUCCAAGCCGUCCUCGGUGAGAUGGAGAGGACCGCGGGCACUCAGCACAUCAAGGGCAGGAUCGCCUACGUCGCCCAGCAAGCCUGGAUCAUCAACGCAUCACUCAAGAACAACAUCCUCUUUGGUCAACCAUACGAUGAGGAGCGUUACAACCGCGUCAUCGAAGUGUGCGCACUCCAGCGCGACAUUGAGUUGUUCCCACAGGGCGACGACGUGGAGAUUGGAGAGCGUGGAGUCAACCUGUCUGGAGGACAGAAGCAGCGUGUGUCCAUCGCCAGAGCUGUCUACAACGACGCCGACAUCUACAUCCUGGACGACCCAUUGUCAGCCGUCGACACUCACGUCAGCAAGCAUCUGUUCCAUAAGUGCAUCAACGGAAUGCUCAAGGAAAAGACCGUCAUUCUCGCAGCAAACCAGCUGCAGUACCUGCCAUACGCCGACGAAGUGUUGGUGAUGAAGGACGGCUCCAUCGCCGAGCGCGGCACCUACACCCAGAUCAUGGAGUCCAAGCAAGCUUUCUCCAAACAACUUGAGGAGUACGGCAUUGAGGACGCCAGCAGCAGCGACGCUGGUGAGGAUGGCGUCGAGGAGGAGAUCAUCAUCGAGGAGAAGACCAAGCCCAAGGAGAAGGUCGAGCUCAAGAACAAGGACGGCACACUCGUGCAGCAAGAGGAGCGUGAGGAGGGCGCCGUGUCCAUCUGGAUGUAUAUCAAGUACUUCACGGCUGGCGGUGGUGGUCUGUUCUCUAUGGUCUUUGUUGGCUUCCUUCUGGACAUUGGCUCGUCGACAGUGCUCAACUGGUGGCUGUCAAAGUGGUCGGACGACACAAGAAUCCCAGGCAAGGCAUCACUCACAAAUGAUCAGUAUCUGUACAUCUUUAUCGGCAUUGGAUUGUUCUCUGUCAUUGUGGCCGGUCUGCGUAACUUUGCCUACUUCACAUACACUGUGCGCGCUGGCAAGGCACUGCACGAGCAGUUGUUCAACUCCCUGCUUCGCGCACCAAUGUGGUUCUUUGACACGACACCAAUGGGUCGCAUUCUCAAUCGAUUCACUCGCGACAUGGACAGUGUGGACAGUCUUAUCGCCCCAUCACUCUCGCAGUACAUCAACUUCUUCUUGUCUGUUGUGGCGACUAUCAUCAUCAUUGCCAUCUUCAUUCCAUUCUUGCUCAUUCCCAUGGCACCAAUCAUGGUUAUCUUUUACAUCUUGCAGAACUUCUACCGUCACACCUCUCGUGAGCUGCAGCGUCUCGAGUCGAUCAGUCGUUCGCCAAUCUUUGCUCACUUCUCUGAGACUCUCAACGGUGUCGCCACUAUCCGCGCGUACAGGACACAAGACAAGAACGUUCUUCACAACCACAAGCUGUUGGACGCCAACAACCAGGCAUACCUGACCCUGCAAGCAAUGCAACAAUGGCUUGGACUGCGUCUCGAUCUGCUGGGCAACUUGGUCAUCUUCUUCACAGCCCUCUUUGUAACACUGGACAAGAGCACACUGGCCAUUGGUAGCGUUGGUCUUGCACUAUCAUACUCAUUGUCAGUCACCAACAACUUGAACAAGGCCACACUUCAGGCGGCCAUGACCGAGACCAAGAUGAACAGUGUCGAGAGAAUCGUCCACUACACCAAGGGUCCAGUCGAAGCCAAGCAGAUCAUCAAGGAGAGCCGUCCAUCCGCCGACUGGCCACAGCACGGAGGCAUCACCUUUGACAACCUGGUAAUGAGAUACCGUGAGGGAUUGGACCCAGUGCUCAAGGGAAUCAGCUGCGAGAUCAAGCCAAAGGAGAAGAUUGGUAUUGUUGGCAGGACUGGCGCUGGCAAGAGUUCAAUCGUGCUGGCACUUUUCCGUUUGAUCGAGGCUUCCGAGGGAAGAAUCUUGAUCGAUGGCAAAGACAUCUCAAUCUACGGUCUCAAGGACUUGAGGCGCAACCUCUCAAUCAUUCCACAAGAUCCAGUCCUGUUCAGUGGCACACUGCGCGAGAACUUAGACCCAUUCAAUGAGUACACUGACGAUGAUCUCUGGGAUCUGUUGGAGAACAUCCAACUGCACCCCGUAGUCAAGGCCAUGGAGGGCGGUCUGCAGUGCAAGGUCACUGAGAAUGGUGACAAUUGGUCCGUUGGUCAACGCCAGCUCAUCUGUCUUGGUCGUGCGCUGCUGAGAAAGCCAAAGAUCUUGGUGCUGGACGAGGCCACUGCCAGUGUCGACUCCAACACCGAUGCGCUGAUCCAACAGACUGUGCGUGCCAAGUUCUCCGACUGCACCAUUCUUACAAUUGCUCAUCGUCUCAACACAAUCAUGGACUCCAACCGUAUCAUGGUCCUGGAUGCAGGUCGCAUCUCCGAGUUUGAUACACCACAUAACCUUCUCCAGAAGACCGAUGGCCUACUGUCGUGGCUGGUUGACGAGACCGGUCCACAGAACUCCCAAGUGCUCAGAAGACUUGCCAAGGAGGGUGUAUAUGGUUCCUUGCCCGAAGAGGACAUGGCCUUGAGCAAGAAGGGUAAAGCAGGAAUGAACAAGAGUAAUGGAGGUGUUAUUGUAAUACCAGAGGUUCAAUUGACACCCAUAGUCUCAACAGAGGACAACAACAACAACAACAACAACAACAACAACCAAACUACGCCACAAACUGGUGGAGCUGAAGACAUCGACACGUCUUCAUCGUCCUCCACUCCGACAUCGACAUCAUCAUCAUCGACUUCCACAAGCAAUGAUGAGCCACAACUCUAG